AUAGGGUGGAGUUCUCGAGUAGUAACACUCUACACCUCCUUUUAUCUUGUCUCAUCUUAAUUUCUUUUGUUUGGUAUAUGAAAGCCAUCACGUGAAUGCCUUGCAGACAACUCUUCUCUUUUUAGCCUUUCCUUCCUUUUAUAAGAACCCUACCACCAUAUGCUAACCCUCUUUCUCAUUCAUUCUCUUAUACCUCUUCUUUACCUCACCCUAUCCCUCUGUACUGUCCACUGUCCAUUUUUGCUGAAUAUCACACUUCUCUCUCAUCUGCUCCAUCCAUGACUCCUGUUUCUCUGAACCCACCACCAGGUCCUUCCAUACAAGGUCACACCCAACUCUUCAUUUCUCCUAAUAAUCAGGACUGCCUUACCUUAUUUAACAUACUUGAUCCAAGGCAAGCCUUUGAGUUUAGAGAAAAUUAUCCUCAGGAUGAUGAUAAGAUGGUAUUGAAUCAUGAUGGAUCAUCAAGCAAUAAUCAACUUUGCAAUUCAUCCUUCAUUUCACCUGCGCCAGUUAUGGAUGAUCCAAGCAGCGCAUGUGACCGUGAUAUAUCCUUACACAAAAUGGACGGGGAAGAUGGCAAAAAUGGUCACGGAUCUGUGAAAUGGAUGUCUUCAAAGAUGAGGUUGAUGAAAAAAAUGAUGAGACCCAGUACUAGUCCAGUCACUGACAAAGCAAUCAAAAGUACUACUAUUUCUCCAAGUUCAAGAUUCCAAAAUCAAGGGUACGAAAAUCGGUACAGCCAAAGAAGCCCUCGUAACAAUGGCAGUAGCAUCACUAGGGUUUGUUCGGAUUGUAAUACAAGCAGUACCCCACUUUGGAGGAGUGGCCCUAAGGGUCCCAAGUCGCUUUGCAAUGCCUGUGGCAUUAGACAAAGGAAAGCAAGAAGGGCAAUGGCAGAAGCAGCAAAUGGUUUGGCCACUCCCACGAAUAAUGCAGCAUCCACAAAGACCAGAGUGCAUAACAAAGAGAAAAAGUCUCGAACAAACCAUUUUGCACAGUUGAAGAACAAGCACAAGUCCAGUACUACAACCAGUUCAGCCUCAUCUGAGGGAGUGAGAAAGUUUGAAUAUUUCAAAGACUUCACCAUAAGUUUGAGGAAUAACACUGCUUUUCCACAAGUGUUUCCAAGGGAUGAAGUAGCUGAGGCAGCAUUGCUUCUGAUGGACUUGUCUUGUGGUUUUGUUCACUUAUAAUAAGCUAUAUAGAUACUUUUGCCAUUUUUUUCAUGACUUUUAUAAUUAAAAAAAAAAUCCGUAAUUAUUUGUUUGGUUGUGACUCGUGAGUUGUGAAGUCGAUCGAGAUGUAUCUGCAGAAGAACCAAAAUAUUGUCGGUUCCGUUAUAUAUAGCUACAUUUGUGAUGAUUGAGUUAUGAGUUUAUGUUAGCAAUCAUAUAUCUUUAAUUAGUUUCAUAUUCUAUCUUGAGUUUAUAUGUCAAGAAAAAAAAAAGGGACAGAUAUUGCUGUUGCAGCAUGUUUUAAC
Messenger RNA from Abrus precatorius (Indian licorice), 1483 nucleotides. Its product is annotated as putative GATA transcription factor 22. The transcript is spliced from 3 exons. The record is from RefSeq and is a predicted model, not a curated record. Gene Ontology annotation, molecular function: zinc ion binding; sequence-specific DNA binding. Bases 279 to 1196 code for a protein of 305 amino acids. Gene Ontology annotation, biological process: regulation of DNA-templated transcription. NCBI's taxonomy places the organism in Eukaryota, Viridiplantae, Streptophyta, Magnoliopsida, Fabales, Fabaceae.